AUGCCACCGAAAAGAAAAUACAAUGAUGAAUACAUUAAAUUUGGUUUUACCGAUAUUACGGUGAAUAAGGAAGUAAGACCACAGUGCGUGAUUUUUACAACAGUUCUCAGUAAUGAUGCACUAAAACCUGCAAAAUUGGAACGACAUUUGAAGACAGUCCACCCAAAUUUUAGUGAUCGUUCUCGAGAAUUCUUUGAAGGUAAGAAGGAAAACUUUAAAAAAAAUGAAACUUGGGACAAGUGGUACGAGAUUUGAAACCUCUGAAAAAGUGCUUCAUACCUCAUAUGAGAUUUCCCUAUUAAUUGCAAAAUCUAAAAAACCUCAUACUAUUGGUGAAACUUUGAUUAAACCGUGUUUGUUGAAAGCUACAGAAGAGAUUUUAGGUAAGGAAACAGCAAAACAAAUACAAGACAUUCCUUUAUCAAAUAACACUGUAUAUAUAGGAUAUGGAAAUAUAUCGCAAGACAUUGAAGAACAGCUUAUAUGCCUCAUAAAAAAAUCUCAUUGGUUUGUUCUUCAGUGUGACGAAAGUACAGAUGUAGCACAAUGUUGUCAAUUGCUAAUCUUUGUUCGAUUUUUAAGUGGAGAUAAUACAAUAAAAGAAGAAUUAUUACUAUCACAAGUAUUACAUUAG
Cinara cedri is the source of this 634-nucleotide messenger RNA. NCBI's taxonomy places the organism in Eukaryota, Metazoa, Arthropoda, Insecta, Hemiptera, Aphididae. The record is from the annotation of a GenBank genome assembly.